Molecule: messenger RNA, 1164 nt
Organism: Tetrahymena thermophila SB210
Lineage: Eukaryota; Ciliophora; Oligohymenophorea; Hymenostomatida; Tetrahymenidae
Exons: 1
Source: RefSeq, a predicted model, not a curated record
AUGGAAGAAAUAAAAAGCGAAACUUAAACCAAUCGUAAGCUCAAUCAGAUUUGUUUGAAGCAUGGUCUUUAAAUUAAAUACUUUUGUGUAGAAAUAUAGUCGAUUGAUUCUCUUUUGUGUGAGACUUGCUAUUAAGAAAAGAAAAACUUAUAAGGAAAGGUCUAAAUUCUACUUUUUGAGCUGAUCUAUUAUGAAGUCUAAAAAGAAAUAUCUACUCUUAAUCUGGAUACACUCAUCAAAAAAUGCUUGGGCUUCAUAGAACAAGUUAAUUAAGCUAACAAAUAAGAAAAUCUAUAUUCUUAAAAUUAGGAUAUUAUUCAAAGGCUGAUGAAUAACCUUACUAAAUCUUAUGAAGUAUUAAACAGGCUUAACUUGAUGAAAGAAAAAAUAAACUGCAAAAUAUGGUCAUCUUACUUUGUUUAGGCUAUACAAAAUAAAAUUGCAAUUAAAUAGAUAGAACAAAGUUUGAAGGAAGUGGAAGAUAAUAUACACUUGAUUAAAAAUGGAUACUUUAAAUACCAUCAAAGCAUUUAGCUGCAAAGAGCCUUUUUGUUAGACGAAGACAAUCUCAUAGUGCAAGAUAAUGCUGGAAAUUUGCAAAUAUAUGACUCUAAUAACCUAUAACAUAAGUCAAAUCUUGACACAUAGUUACAAGCACAAGUAUCUUUGGUAUUAGCAGCUUUUAGAAUUAAUUAAAAAAGGAUAGGAAUUCUUUUUGAAAAUGCAAAUCUUUUCAUUUUUUAAGUCCAGUCAAACUAAAAAUUUAAGAUGAUAAAGAGAUUACGCUUAAAAAAAGUACCACAAUCAAUAAUGGCUUCCAAUAACUUUUUGAGAUUAGAUUAUAAGCGUUUUGUAAUUGUGAUUAAUGCUAAGAACUUUAAAAUAUUGCAGCAAACUGAUAAUGUUGGACAUUAUUUAAACUUAAAUAAGUAUAAUUUCUUUGAAGUUGCUUAUAAUUCUUUAAAUUAAAACAGGUUUAAUAGUAAAAACUUGGACAUUUUUAAAGAUCAAGAUGUGAAUAACAUAGAAAUUCAUACAUACAAUUUCUGUUUAAGCUGCAUGUAAUGGAUAUGCCAAAAACUCACUGAUAAAAAAAAGCUUCUGAAGUAUACCAAUAGCAAUAACAGAGUUGUAAAAAUUUAUAGAAAUGGAAUUAAAUUUUGA